Molecule: messenger RNA, 1000 nt
Organism: Sceloporus undulatus (fence lizard)
Lineage: Eukaryota; Metazoa; Chordata; Lepidosauria; Squamata; Phrynosomatidae
Product: low density lipoprotein receptor adapter protein 1-like
Exons: 9
Coding region: 43-990 (315 amino acids)
Source: RefSeq, a predicted model, not a curated record
CGCCCCCUCGGCCGGUGCUCUGCUGCGAGCGAGGAGGCCGCCAUGGAGGCGCUGCGGGCGGCGGGACGCGCCGUCCUCCGGAGCCCCAGCCUCGCCCGCCACCGCCUGGCCGUCCCCCGCCUCCGCUGCCCCCGCAGUCGCCGCCGCCCCCCCCGGGAAGCAGAAGAUGGAGCCGGAGCCGGAGCGGCGGGAGAAGCGUCGCCAUCGCCGUCGCCGCCCGGCUGCUGCUCGGCUGCCGCGGGGCCUUCGUGGUCGGAGCUGCGGGAGCCCGUGCUGCUGGUGGAGGGCUUCGCGGGCUUCGCGCUCAAGUACCUGGGCAUGACGCUGGUCGGGGAGCCCCGCGGGGAGGAGAUGGCCGCCGCCGCCGUCCGGAGGAUCCUGGCCACGGCCCGGAAGGAGGGCCCCGGGAAGCUGCGGAAGGUGCUGCUGGGCGUCUCCCCGCGAGGCCUCUCCCUCCGCGACGCAGAGACCCGCGAGAGCAUCGAGAGCGUCUCCAUCUACAGGAUCUCUUACUGCACAACGGACAAGCUCCAGAACAAGGUCUUUGCCUACGUGGCGCAGAACCCCCGGAGCGGGGCCCUCGAGUGCCACGCCUUCCUCUCCCCCAAAAAGAAGGUGGCCCAGGCGGUGACCCUGACGGUGGCCCAGGCCUUCCAGAUGGCCCUUGACCUCUGGGAAGCAGCCCAGGCAGGCUCCAGAGAGGAGGAGGAGGAGGAGGAGGCAGAAGAAGAAAAGCCCCCCCAGAGGCCACUGUGCCCCCUGGAAGCUGGUCCAUCUCUGGGCAGCCCUCCCUUCAAGGCAGACUUUGAGGAGGAAGAGGAAGAAGGCAACUUCAACGACAGUCUUGCCAGCUGCAUGGAGGAGGGGGGCUACCCCACAGGUGGCGGGGACAUUGCCUUUGGCAGCCCCCCAGCCGCAUGGCUCCAGUCGGGGGUGGUCUGGGGCUGCAGCCCCCCCAGCAGCUGCCUGCCUCCAGGGACCCUCUUCUGAGGCCGCCCCC